Molecule: messenger RNA, 3115 nt
Organism: Sinocyclocheilus rhinocerous
Lineage: Eukaryota; Metazoa; Chordata; Actinopteri; Cypriniformes; Cyprinidae
Product: collectin sub-family member 12
Exons: 11
Coding region: 479-2578 (699 amino acids)
Source: RefSeq, a predicted model, not a curated record
AGGAGGCUGCUGCUGCUUUUCACCUGAUUUCCCUUUAAGAGAUUCAGUUCAUGUAGAAAACAAGUGGACUAACAGACAUCCUACGGACUGCCAAUUUCUCUCUGGUUCUCGGGUUGCAGCCAAAAGGCAGAAGAGGAGGCAUCCUCACUCACCUCAAGUGAAUUUCCAUCGCGAACACGUUCUCAUGGAGAGAGAAAAAGUUUGCGUCUUGAGCAGAAGUUUGUAGCCUGCGACUCAUUAAACAUCGUGUCCACGAGAUUUUCCUUUUGUUGUGUGAAUUUUUUUUUUUAAGUUUAGCGUCAGUCACAGGGAUUGAGGGGGUGAUAAACAUUCUACGCAUGUUUCAGGUGGAAUAUUAGCAUCUGUGAAACUUCAGUGUGGAAGUGCGCGAGUGCGAUUCUUGAGUCCCCGCUAUUGUCAUGAGGUUGAUGUGAACUUUUGGCUCGUGACGGAACGGUGUUACCUCAGUUUUACCACAAUGAAGGACGACUUCACUGAUGAAGAGGAAGUGCAGUCUUUUGGCUACAAAAGGUUUGGUAUCCAGGAAGGAAGUGAAUGCACUAAAUGUAAAAAUGACUGGGCCCUGAGGGUGGCGAUUGCUCUUCUGUAUGUACUUUGUGCACUGCUCACCAUAGCUGUGGCUGUGCUUGGAUACAAAGUGGUCCAAAGAAUGGAUAAUGUAACAGAGGGUAUGGAGAAUUAUGGAGGGAAGAUCAUGGCUGUAGAGACAGACCUCAAGAAACUUGUAAAGGUAGUACAAUACCAGCUACAGCUAGCCGGCGAGGACAUGCAGAGCGGACAUCACUCACUGCGAGAUCUGUUGGAGAGCAAUGCCAAUGUCAUUAGCAAAGUAAACCGCACCUUAAACUCAUACAGCGGCUUGAUUGACGGACUAAAGACAGACACGUCUCGGCUCCAGAUGGACCUUCAGGUGCAGACGAGCGAACAGGGCCGAAACACCCACAGCAUCAGCACUCUGAACUUCACUCAGACCCAGCAGAGGAACCUCAUCAGCUCUCUCCAGAGGUCGGUGGAGGACACUAGCCAGGCUGUCCAGAAGCUUAAGAAUGACUAUCAGAGCCUUCAGCAGGUGGCUAGGCAGACCAAAGCGGAUGCUGACUGGCUGAGGGAGAAGGUCCAGAACCUUCAGGCCUUAGCUGCUAACAAUUCUGUGCUGACUCGCUCUAACAGUGAUGCUCUGGAGGACAUGACCUCUCAGCUGAACUCAGUCUCAGAGCAGGUGCAGAAUGCCUCGGGCAUCGCCGACAGCCACGAACAGAGCAUCCGUGAGCUCAUGGACCAGCAGCGAGACCACGACAAUUCAACCUCCUUGAAGUUUGAUGCACUAGAGGCACAUCUUGACCGCAACGAGGCGGAAAUGGACCGCAUAACGGGGAAUGUAAGCUUCACCACGCAGCUGCUCGGAGUGAUCAGCGUGGAUCUGAAUGGUCUUCGCACCUGCUCCGAGACAGUGGCCCAGCAUUCGGACCUGCUGCUGGGGCUGAACAGCAGUGUGGCAGAAACCAGAGCCGACAACACAGAGCUCAAAACCCAACAGGAAGAACUCACCGCUAGGCUCGACAAAGAAGUCAGCAGCCUCUCCAUAGUCAUGGAGGAAAUGAAACUGGUCGACAGCAAACACUCGCAGCUCAUCACGAAUUUCACUAUCCUUCAGGGUCCUCCUGGUCCAAGAGGUCCUCGGGGAGACAAAGGGUCCCAGGGGCCACCUGGCAAAGCUGGCCAGAAAGGUGAAAAUGGUGAAAAAGGAGCACCUGGUGUUGCUGGGCCUAAAGGAGAAAGGGGUCCAGCAGGGCUUUCUGGUGUACCAGGGAUGAAAGGGCCACCCGGAUCAAGAGGAAGCCCUGGGCCAAAAGGUUCACGAGGAUCUGGGGGCAGGGCGGGGCCUUCGGGAGAGAAAGGUGACCCUGGUAUACCUGGGCUGCCUGGAAGAGAUGGUCAGCCAGGUCCUCAAGGGCCACAAGGGCCGCAAGGACUCAGAGGGCCAGCUGGGCCUGCAGGACUGGAUGGACCCCGUGGGCCCGUUGGCCCCAUUGGCCCACCUGGACCUCCUGGAUUACCAGGACUUCCUACACCAGUAGUUGUGUCCCCGGUAGAUCCACAAGGCUUUGUCAACCGCCAGGUAGCGCCACCCCCUACAAGUACACCAGGGUGCCCACCUCAGUGGAAGAGCUUCAGAGACAAAUGUUACUACUUCUCAUCAGAGAGUCUGAACUUUGAUGAAACGAAGGAAAGAUGCAGCAACAAGAGUUCAACUAUGCUGAUUAUCAAUGAUGAAGACGAGCAGCUAUGGAUAAAGAGGCAGAUUUCUGGAAAGGGCUACUUUUGGCUGGGCCUCACUGACAGCGCUGAUGAAAGCAUCUGGAGAUGGGUGGACGGGAGCCUGCCCAACUAUACGAAAUGGAAGCCUGGACAGCCUGAUAACUGGAGCCAUGGUCACGAGGCUGGAGAGGACUGUGCAGGGUUAAUACAUGAGGCCAGUUGGAACGACUUUUUCUGCACAGAACGCAUUGGUUUCAUUUGUGAACGAACGAAUGAAUCCAAAGUUCCAGUUUUAUAGCACCUGUUGUGAAUGAACAGAGAAUAUUGGAUAAGACAAUCACAGAGACAGUUCAGAAGACUUCUGUCACAGUAUCCUCUCAUAAAGCACGAACGAUCGCUUUGCCCAGAGAGCCACAUGUGUGACGGACACAAAAGUAAACGUCAUCGACAAUCACGAACGAUUCAAGACUGCAAACUAUACAAUACACUGAUCACCAGUCACGUUAAUGUUUAGAUAAGUGAAAACGCUGUAAUGUAUUGUAAUCAUGUGAUUGUAAAUACCUGUUUUACCUGUGUCAUUAACAAAGCUGAUGCCACAUUAUUCCAGUGCAAUACAAUGAAGCUUUGUGGCUGCUUUAAUUAAAAUAAAGCUUUUAACAGCCAACCGUAAAGCUACAAUUAAUAUGUUGAUAUGUUUUAAUUACUAUAAUCCAAAAUUUGUUCACACCAGAGUUUUACAUCUUGGACAUCAUUAAUGUGAUUUUAUGAAUAAAUCUUUAAAGUUUUGAAUUUUUCAAAUAUUUGAUUAUGCAGUAGCUAUGUAUAAAAUAGUUGA